AUGAAGUUCUCAAUCCUUGCCACCCUCGCUCUCUCCCUGAGCGCAGCAACACUAGCCGUUCCCCUCUCAGCCACCUGGGAACCCGGCCCGGCAGGCAGUGGAGUCCACGGCGAAACCGACAGAUGCGGACCGUCCAACCCGCCGAACAAAAAGCACGACAAGCUCGUGGGCCGGUGCGACACCAGUGAAGCAUCUCCAAAGAUUGAAGACUGCAAGGCAAUGCUCGACGAAAUUGUCGACGGAAAGGCCAGCGACGGGAAGGGUGAUCAGUACUGGAGACUUCACCACCCGGGGAGCUACCAUAUCUUGUCUCAUGGAACGUGUAUGAUGGGUGUUGAAGUCACUGGGUCCAACCGCGCAACCAUGCCCUAUGUUGGCACUGCGGAUGUCACAGAUAUUGUCCACUCCUUGGCGGACGAUUGCGGUUCGAACGGCCUGAUGGGUGGAUUGGGCAUCAUGACGUGCGCUGAUUCGGGUGCCAAUGGGAAGGUUAUGUGGACUAUUUUCCAUACCUGA
Messenger RNA from Penicillium alfredii, 516 nucleotides. Its product is annotated as necrosis-inducing factor-domain-containing protein. Lineage: Eukaryota; Fungi; Ascomycota; Eurotiomycetes; Eurotiales; Aspergillaceae. Bases 1 to 516 code for a protein of 171 amino acids. The record is from RefSeq and is a predicted model, not a curated record. The transcript has a single exon.